Molecule: messenger RNA, 1254 nt
Organism: Aphanomyces astaci
Lineage: Eukaryota; Oomycota; Saprolegniomycetes; Saprolegniales; Verrucalvaceae
Exons: 1
Coding region: 401-895 (164 amino acids)
Source: RefSeq, a predicted model, not a curated record
CCUCGAUCAUAGAUCUUUGUCAUCGCAACGAAAACGUGGCCACGUCAGUGUUGACAGGAUGAGGAGCGUUUUGUCCUUGUCCUGUGGUCAGCCCGUGUGGUGGUGGCGACACGACGGUACCACUCGCCAAGAACGGAUGGGCCAACGCUUGCGUGGGCGAAAUGCGCUGGGCAGGGUCGAUCUCGAGCAUGCGCUGCAUGAGGUCCACGCCAUGGACCCACCGGCGACUGUCGACGUUCAUGCCGCCGCAUUCCCGGAUGCAUUUCCGAAGAUUCGCGACGACGUGGAGCUGCCGGGUGGCGAUUUUGUCAGCGUUGCGCCCGGUGGCGGCGAGGAGGCCGCCCAUGACGAGUGGCUUCUUGUCGUCUCUUAUUAGAGUACUGUAGUGACUUGGCACGGCAUGCGUUGUGUGUACGCUUACUACUUCGAAGUAACGUUACAUAACUUACCAGUACUUCAGCACUACUAUGUACUAGUAUUAAUACUACUAUUAGCUAAUAACACUAAUCCACCAACAACCCUCGAUCAUAGAUCUUUGUCAUCGCAACGAAAACGUGGCCACGUCAGUGUUGACAGGAUGAGGAGCGUUUUGUCCUUGUCCUGUGGUCAGCCCGUGUGGUGGUGGCGACACGACGGUACCACUCGCCAAGAACGGAUGGGCCAACGCUUGCGUGGGCGAAAUGCGCUGGGCAGGGUCGAUCUCGAGCAUGCGCUGCAUGAGGUCCACGCCAUGGACCCACCGGCGACUGUCGACGUUCAUGCCGCCGCAUUCCCGGAUGCAUUUCCGAAGAUUCGCGACGACGUGGAGCUGCCGGGUGGCGAUUUUGUCAGCGUUGCGCCCGGUGGCGGCGAGGAGGCCGCCCAUGACGAGUGGCUUCUUGUCGUCUCUUAUUAGAGUACUGUAGUGACUUGGCACGGCAUGCGUUGUGUGUACGCUUACUACUUCGAAGUAACGUUACAUAACUUACCAGUACUUCAGCACUACUAUGUACUAGUAUUAAUACUACUAUUAGCUAAUAACACUAAUCCACCAACAACCCUCGAUCAUAGAUCUUUGUCAUCGCAACGAAAACGUGGCCACGUCAGUGUUGACAGGAUGAGGAGCGUUUUGUCCUUGUCCUGUGGUCAGCCCGUGUGGUGGUGGCGACACGACGGUACCACUCGCCAAGAACGGAUGGGCCAACGCUUGCGUGGGCGAAAUGCGCUGGGCAGGGUCGAUCUCGAGCAUGCGCUGCAUGAGGUCCACGCCAUGGA